ACGUGAUCGGAAAGAUCGAAAUGGCGGACGUAUCGGGACGCAGGAUCCCGUGCAUAGACGAAGGACGAUAAACCUGGGUAAAAGACCCGUCAUCCGUGUCAUAGGUGACCGUGUGUCAAUUCCCGCGACGGGUGAGUGAGCUAUUGCGCGUGGGUAGCCGUGGAGGGAGAAUCGCGGCGAUUUGGGGCGCGUCGCGAACAGGCCGGUGUGCGGGGAACAACCAUCGACAGAACCUCUCCGAUCGACGCGUGUUUACCGAAGUGUCAACCCGCCCGUAUUGCACGCGCGCGUGUCUGGUAAUCGGCUGUUCUUCCCGGACCGUUCGGGUCGAGAGGAACAAAAACACGAUCGGGACGCGGUGCGGCAACAGUGAAGCGAUCAUUUGCGUUACUGAUCUCGAUUUUCGGUGCGCUCUUGCAAGUGAAAGACCGAUCUCCGCAAGAAAGAGAGAGAGAAAGAGAGGGAGUGAGUGAGAAGGAUCCGCGCGAGCCUGUGACUCGGGAAGCGGAUGCGAAAGGGAGAAAGAGAUCGCAGUUAGAUCUGGUGGACGGACAGCGAUCGUUUCACGUGGUGGAGGGCUCCUGGCCCCGCGGCAACAUGCGCGCGGACUCGUUGGUUCCAGUGGAUGAUACGUCGCGACAUGUAUCUCAACGACAAAGGAGAUAGAACAGUUUUCUGACUUAGAAAACACCUUGUAAUAAGCGGAAAUGACACAAUCACAACUGUAAACUGUUGCAAUAAAUAUGCUAAAAUACUCAGAAAGAGGAUAAGAAUAUUUACUGUAGGCUGAGGAUCUUGGACUUUUGUCAGAAAAAAAUAAGGAAACAAAGUUACUGCCUAUUAACAAUAGCACAUCUUGUCAUCUGUUUAGUGAACGUUGUGAUAAUAAGUAAUUGGCUGUCACAAAGAUUUCAAUGUCAGUCGAGUAUUAAACGCAUAAUGUUCAACUGAGAUAGCCUAUCUUCUACUAAUUGUAAAAAUACUCUAACUUCUAAUGAACAAAUCAGGAACAAGGACCUAGAAGAAAUUGACUGAAUAUAUCAAUCUAAAAAAGGAAUAACGUAUAUAAAAAGAUUCCACUUUCUGAUUCUAUUUUAUUAUACUGUAAUAACUAUACUAACCAACAAGCCAGAAUACUCUGCGUAUUAUUCUGUCAUAUAAAUCGUUUUAUUCUAUGAAAAGAAAGACUUGAACAUAUAAUUUGGAAGAAUUUUACAAUUUCUUAUUAAUAUGCUUUAUGACCAGAAGAGAUACCUGCAAAGUUUUAUUUUGUCACAGAUUUAUCUUUAAUUAAAAUUUUGAACGAUAUAUAAAUAUACAAGGAAAAGUUGAUUAUCUCUUGACAAGUGAGGGCAAGAAACAAAGCUAAACAAUCCAAACUCUAUCGAAAAUACAACGUAACUCUGUAUAUGUAAACAAACACUGAUGUCAUAUAUAUUUGUGCAAGUUAGUGGAACAAAAUGUAUAAUAAUUACUUUAACCGCUCGAAUCAGUGGUUGUGUAUAACGAAUAAACAAGAAGAAGGAAAUAUAACAUAUUUGAAAUACUGUAUAGAUGAUAGAGGACGUGCGUGCUAACCCUCUAAAGUACAAGGGUUAAAAAUGGACAACAGUGGAUCUGGAGUAGUGCAGGUAUUUGUGGGUGAAUGGAGCCCUGAAUAUGAAGCAUUGUCAAUUAAAGCCACGAAGCAGACCUCAUCGGCCGAGAUAGUGGAGUGUAUCAUCGAGAGACUUGGGCUGGCCGAUAUUUCUGCUUCGAAUGGCUACGAGUUGGCAGAAGUAGUGGGAAAUUCUGUUGGGCAGGAGUGCAAGGAAAGAAGACUUGGCCCUACCGAGUGUCCCGUGGCACUAAUGUUAUUGUGGCCAAAAAAUGACACUCAACAGGAAUAUUACAGAUUUUAUCUACGAAAGAAGCAACCAGACUAUUUAUGGUCUGACAGCAGAUUUCCCAUGGACCCUCAACUCUUAAAAGAUUAUUUCAAUAGAUUCCUUUAUCAACCACGCGACAAGGAGUAUCCGGAUCUCUGUCAGCUUCCAGAUCUGAAUGAGCAAACAUUGUUAGACAAUCUGAGGGCCAGGUUUCUAGCUGGCAACAUAUAUACUUAUGUUGGCAGCAUACUGAUCGCAUUAAAUCCAUUCAAGUUUUAUCCCAUCUACAAUCCGAAAUACGUGAAGUUGUAUCAAAAUAGAAGAUUAGGACCGGACAUACCGCCACACAUAUUUGCCAUAGCCGAUGCAGCCUAUCAUUGUAUGCUGAAAGAGAAGAAGAAUCAGUGUAUCGUUAUUAGUGGAGAAAGCGGUUCUGGUAAAACGGAAUCGACGAAUUUUUUGUUGCAUCAUCUGACGGCACUCAGCCAGAAAGGUUCGCACGGUAGCGGAGUGGAACAGACGAUACUCAGCGCCGGGCCUGUUUUGGAAGCAUUCGGCAAUGCGAAAACGGCGCAUAAUAACAACAGCAGUCGCUUUGGCAAAUUUAUCCAAGUAAAUUACAAGGAAAAUGGAAUGGUCCACGGUGCUGUAGUUCAGAAGUAUCUAUUGGAGAAAUCAAGGAUCGUCUCUCAAGGACGAAAUGAGAGGAAUUACCAUGUAUUUUAUUAUCUAUUAGCGGGUGCAAGCGAACAAGAAAAACAACUGUUGCACUUGGAGAGUUGCGAUCGGUAUAAUUACUUGAAUAAAAGCGGUUGUUACGGGUUGGAAAAUAUUGACGAGAAGCACGAGUUCUCGAGAUUAAAACAGUCAAUGGAGAUGGUGGGUUUCACGCCGGAAAAGCAGAGACGAUUGUUCGCGGUUCUGUCGGCAGUUCUUCUGCUGGGUAAUGUUGAGUUUCAACCGAGAAAAUCAUAUCAUCAUCACGAUGAGGCUGUGGGUGUUAAAAAUCCCGAAGUGGUUGCACUGAUAUCAGAGCUUCUUAGAGUAAAGCAAGAAACUCUGUUGGCUGCACUCACUGCCAAACGUGCAAGAGCUUCCGGGGAGACUCUGGUUAUUAAUUAUAGACUUCCCGAAGCGAUUGCGGCACGUGAUGCCAUGGCAAAGUGUUUGUACGGAGCUUUAUUCGAUUGGAUUGUGCUGCAGGUGAAUCAUGCAUUGCUUUCGAAAAAGGAUACUCUCCGAGAUCAUCAAGGUAAUAGUAUAGGCGUAUUGGACAUAUUUGGUUUUGAGGAUUUCAAGACGUGUAACAGUUUCGAGCAACUGUGUAUUAAUUAUGCGAACGAACAGCUUCAACAUUAUUUCAAUCAACAUGUUUUUCAAUACGAACAACGAGAAUACAGAAAACAGGGGAUUAGAUGGACGGACAUAGGAUACAGUGACAACUCUGGAUGUCUCAAUCUUAUCGAAGGAAAACCGAACGGCCUCUUGUGUCUUCUUGACGAUCAGUGCAACUUUCCUGGUGCAACGAACGAGACGUUGCUGCAAAAAUUCAAUACCGUGCACAAAGAUAAUCCUUUCUACGAGGCGCCGCAACGCCGAGAGGCGGCAUUUGUUGUACGACAUUAUGCCGGCGCAGUUAAAUAUCAAGCUGCCAAUAUGCGGGAAAAGAAUCUAGACUUGAUGAGGCCCGACGGUGUAGUUGGAGUGCUGAAGAAUUCUUCUCUCGCGUUUGUGCGCGAGUUGGUCGGCGCUGAUCCGGUCGCUGUGUUCAGAUGGGCUAUACUGAGAGCUUUCUUUCGCGCGCAUUUUGCAUUUCAGGAAGCUGGUCGAGCGCACAGACACGGUAGAGUGGAUGGCAACAAGACGUCUGUGCAAAAUAGGUAUAGGACACCCAACGAAACGUUGAUAAGUUCACACAAACAUACCCGUCCACCAAGUUAUCAGAAGCAGCGCAGUGUAUGCUUAUCACCGGCCACUACUCCUUCCGCAACCACAUUAUCUUCUAUACAAAAUGAAAACAACGACAAUAUAAACAACAAUCGUUUAUCAUGGCCACAAUUUAGAAACAUUAAUCAAACGCAACAUCCGUCAAACGUUACGUCAACGAAGGGCGGUUACAUAGCACGGGGCAGGGAAGAUCAGCCCUAUAGUAAUAAUAAAUUCAGACGAGAUACUCACACACCGCUAGAGAGGGUGCUUCCAAAAGACGAAGCAAACGUCAUGGAACGCGCUAAUCAAAUUGUCAUGAAAAACAAGUCAUUUCGGCCGAGGGAACGUGGCAAGAAAGGUUUGAAAAAUCUACAAACUGUGAAGACACUCGCCGGAAGAACUCAGAGUUACGGUACCGGACCGGGAAAAGCCAGAAAACAGCCUAUGACCGUGUCCGCCCAGUUUCAGCAGAGCUUGCACAGUCUGAUGGACACCUUGAAUCAAGCUAAUCCCUUCUUCAUCAGGUGCAUCAAGAGCAACGCCAAUAAAGUGCCGAACGAGUUCGACGAAGAGACAGUGCAACGACAACUGCGCUACACAGGAAUGUUGGAAACGGUCAGAAUAAGGCAGGCCGGCUUCAACGUGCGAUUGACGUACGAAGAAUUUAUACAGCUCUAUCGAAUGUUACUGCCCAAAGGUCUUCUGAGCUCGCAAUCGGACGUGAGGGAUUUUCUACUGACGCUUAAUCUCAACAGAGAUAAUUAUCAACUGGGCACUACUAAGGUUUUUCUUCGGGAAUCCGAAAAAAUCAAACUGGAUAUCGAGCUUCAUCAGCAGAUCAUAACGAGCAUUACCACCAUACAAAAGUGGUUCCGCGCCUGUCUGGAAAGGAGAAAAUUCCUCAGACUGAAAAACGCCGUUGUCCAAAUACAAUCCUUCUGGAGAAUGGUCGCCGCGCAGCGACUGACUCAGGUUCUCCGCGCGAGGAACGAGGCCGCGUUGCACAUACAAACCUUCUGGAGAAUGUACAAGCAACACAGCUGGUUUAAAAAGCUGAAAUCGUGCGUUAUCACCUUCCAGGCGUAUGUGAGAGGCAAUAACGCCAGAAAGAAAUUUAAUGAAUUGAAAAAGCGAAGAAAAUCCUUAGCAGAUAAGAUUCAAGAAGUCAAGGAAACUCAAGAAUAUAAAGAGCUUACAUAUGACAAAGUGUGCGCCAAAGAUCGAGAUAGCGACGAGUUGUUCACGGAAGAUCGAAGUUUGACGGAAUAUGGCGUGUUGCCCCGGAAAAUAGAAUCUCAGAAUCGGUUCACGUCAGUUAGGAGCGAAAACGCGCAUUGGGAUACGAGCGCCGUAGAUACCAGUCUAUCGUAUUCCAAACAAAAGUUCACGCCGAACAAGCGGAUUUUGCACGAUUCAACGUAUUCCGAUGAGAUUGCAGAACGCAAGAGCAGUCUCGAAAGUCUGACAAGUCUGAGGAGUUACGAAUCUCAAGCUAGUAUCAACAGUUCCGAGUCGCAGGACAAUUCCGGCUCAAAACCCGUGCCGAGCACAAGAACGAAACGCGGCGAUCAGUCAUCGGUGAUCGGAUCGAAUGUGAACCUGUUGAACGCGUCCAGUCGGCUCUCGAGCAGAAGAACCGACAGCUCGUCAACGGGAUACAGCGACGGUGAAAUCGAAGGCGAGGCACCGAGCGCCGUGCAAAGUGCUCCACCUGUUUUCAACACGAGUUUACCGUUCACCACUUCUCGUGACAUCAAAUAUCACACGGCUAAUGUAAAUCAGACGCAGAGUCCGAAUUCGGACAUCUGGCGUCGCAGAGUAGACUUUUCGCCCAAUUACAACGACUACUUUACAUCGGCACCUCAAAAAGCGACUGUCACUCGUUCCCCGAAUGUUUCUCAUUACAAGAACGUGACGGAUAGUGUUUUCGAGCACACUCGGCAAGAUAAACCGAACGAAGCGGCAAACUACAAUGUCAAACUUGACACGAGCGAUCGCUUCGCACAAAUGGAAAGUUUAGCAAGUGUCAGGCAACAGCGUAGACUUAGCGAUAACAGCGUAUCUGACGAACGAGCGGAGAAUAUUUCGUUAUCACCGAUAAAACGGGUUCAGAUGCAACAAGCAGCUGCGAAGAGUGUCAAAGAUCCCAGCUUCUUGCGACGACAAAACUCGGAAGGCGAUACCGCGAAAGUCGUAGACAUUGUAAACGAUGACAGCACUUUGAAGUGUACUUUAUUGAGAAGAUCGCCUCCGAAAGAGAAGAACUCCCGUACGAAAGAGAAACACGAGCCGGACGUGCCGGUGAGGAGCGCGAGACGAAACAGACCCUCGCGAGAAGUUCAGUGUCGAUCUAUGGGCGAGAGCGUAGGAGCCGAGGCGAACGCCGAAACGCGAAAUCUGCUUCUCAGCACGAUUAAAGAAAGUGACAUGAACAAAUCGGCAACCGUAUGGUCGCGGAAGGAGCCUCCCCAUGAAACCACAUCCAGAUCCGUGACAGAUUGGCCCAUAAAUAAGAACGAAGCUAAGGGACAGCAACCGUGCGGUAAACGCAUGAGAUCCAACGCGAUAACGACUCUCGAGCUGCGGAGAAGAAAUUCUGAUCCGGCCACAAAGAUUUCGGGUCUGAGCGAAGAUAAAAGUGGAACGGACACCAAUCCGAACGACCUGAAACUCGCGCCCGGCAUGAAUCUUCUCGAAUGGAAAGGUAAUAAUCUGUUUACUCUGGCCGGUCAUCGUUUUCGAAAAGUGGCGAGGUUCGCGAAGGACGACGUUUGCGUGUGUUGUCAUGAGAAAAUGGACGCUUUCGUGACACAAGGUUACAAAUGCGUCGAUUGCAAACAACUGUAUCACGUCAAGUGCAUUCAGAACGGAGGUGUGUUGAAAAUGCCGUGUUUGUUCGCCAACACGCCAAAUCGACGAAAAAAUCGAAAACCACCGCGUACACCGUACGACACCACGAAACAAACGGUCGCAUCCAAGUUCAGCUUAACCGGUACGUCGGCCUUCUCCGACAGCACGGACAAAAUUAUAUCCGACGCUAAGGAGUUGGCGCUAAUGCAGGAAUUUAUCACCAAAAAGAUCUACAUAAUGGAGGGUCAAGAAGAGGGACGGAAGCCGAGCGAGGUGGAUCACGUUUUCAAGCAAGCACUUAGAAAGUUCAAAGAAGAUCUAGUGAUUACGUACAGUGUCGCCAUUCAGCAAGGUGUAGAGGGUAACAUCAAAUACACCGAUCUGAUCGCUAAUUUUCUACACGUUAUGGAAACUGUUUGCAAGCAGGAGAACACAAGGGAGGACUUUCCCGUAACGAUGGGCGUGAAUGCGUUCAGAGGCUUUAUGAAUGAAUUCAUGACAAUCGUUAAAACCGAAGCUCCCGAUAAGCAGAGCAGGAGUAAGCGAAAAAAGGAGAAGAAACGAAAGCAGGAGGAACCCAUACGACACGGCAGUCACAUGUUCCAGUUGACUAUCAUCAACAUACCCACUGCUUGCGAACUCUGCAAUUCUUUCUUCAUGUGGCCUAUCGAGCGAGGGCUUGUUUGUCAAAAUUGCAAAUUAACCUGUCACAAGAAAUGCUAUUCGAAAGCGGCGACGGAAUGUGGCAAGGAUUGUUCGUUACCCGAAACGAAUUCGCGCAAGGUAUUUGGUGUACCGUUGUACAAUUUGGACUGUGGGGACGGCAAAGUACCGCUCGUGGUGGAUCGACUGAUCACGACCAUUGAGAUGCACGGUCUGUACACCGAGGGUAUAUACAGGAAGAGCGGCGUUAGCUCCAAAGUGAGAGAGCUCAAGAUGAAGAUGGACGAGGGCGAUUUGGAAAAAGUGGAUUUCGAGAACUACCAGGUGCACGUAUUGGCGGCUGUAUUAAAGAGCUUCUUCAGAGACAUGCCGGAACCGCUACUGACUUACGAGUAUUACGACGACUUCUUGCACGCAGCGAGCCUGACGGAUCCGCAUGAUCGAAUUAGCACGCUCUUUGCCAUAUUGAAGAAAUUGCCGAAACCCAAUUACGAUCUGAUGGAACGCCUGAUCGUCCAUCUCGCGCGAGUGGCGCGACACGAGAUGGACAACAGGAUGUCGCCGUCGGCUCUGGCCAUCGUUUUCGCGCCGUGUAUUCUCAGAACGAAUCGAACGUUGCCCGCGCAGGAUUCUCUUCAGGACGUUGGCAGACAGACCCGUUGUGUCGAGACUAUAGUGCAAGAGAAAUUGAGAGUCGUUCGAGCGACGUUGGCGGACAUAAACACCCUCGAGUCCGCCUGUCAGACAGCGACUCAUCGGCUUUCCAGUCUACGAUCGUCCAAGAUCUUCAGCCCGGAGGAAUUGAACGUGGCGGCAGCGAGCGCCGCGGGUCGAUCGGGCGCGAUGGACCGCGACAGAGAUCGAGGAGACGAGGAAGAAGCGCUACUCGUUGAUCAUAUACAAGAGAUUCAAAAGGAAAAGGCACUCCUGACGUCCACCUUACCCAGUUUGACCAGAGCUUCUUCGGACGAUGAUCUCCUUCUCUCGGCCACGGAUCUAGACGAUGGUUCGCUUGAUGAUCUUCUUCCUCCUUCCGCUGACGGACUAGUAAGGAAGAAAACCGUUCAAAGGCAAAGUUCGGCAGACAAUUCGUUUCCAACGAUUAUCAAUGUGGAUGACGACAUGGUAAUGGUAUGAGCAUCGACCGCAUGUAACUUUCAAAAUGCGUUCUAGAAGGUCAUAGUAAUCCGGCUAAGAUGGUACGAGAUGUGUCUCGCGUUUAAGACACGGAAUCAACGACUCCAAUCGCUGGGUCUACCAGCGAGUUAUUAGCGUUUUCGAGAUUUAUUAGCGAAUUCAAUUAUAUAGAUAGUUCUUGUAAUUUGUUGACUCCAUGUGAAAGUUUAAUUGUAAACGACUGAAAGAUAAUUUUAUUUUUUCGUCAGAGAGCUAAGUAGAAAUGUCUAAAAAAAAAAAAAAAACUAUUUCAUGUGUAUAAUAGGAAAAAGGAAAACACACAACUGCACAAAUUUUUAAUUUCGCCACAUCAUUUCACUCGCAAUGCAUUCCUCUAUAAAGACUGUUAAAAGUAUUUAGGCGCAAAUGUUUUCUCGCCUAUAGAUCCCAAAAACAAAAUUUCAUUCAACGCGCCGCUUCGCACUCGAAAUGUAAAACAUGCAAAAAUCUUUUAGACAGUAUAUUUGAAGAAAAAGCGCACCAGCUUUUAUACAUGUGUAUCACGUAUUUUAAGAAAUUUCCGCUUCUCGAAAUGAUGAGGAACUCGUGCCGAAUUAUUUGUUUUACAAAUUUUACGUUUAUAAAAAAAAAUGUAAUUUAUUGUGUUGCGUCUCUUGUUGCAAUUCUCACGGUAUAUACAUAUAUAUAGAUAUAUAUAUAUAUAUACACACAUAUAUAAAAACGUUCUUUUUUUCUACGGAGAGAGAAAAUCCUUCUAACGUAUUGUGUGUAGGAUGCGCUGUUCCUUUAGGAUUACUUAUUUAGCCUUAGUAGAUCUGCCGCUUCGAAAACAAAAAAAAAAAACCAUCUCUUCCCAAAGGAUCUACUUGUCACGGUUCAAGUAGGAAUCGAUAAGACGAUUGCCUUGAAUUCCUGCGACGUGGUUUUUUAUUAUAUUGUAUUUUGUUAUCAUAUGUCCUAUAUAUGACGAUAGUCGAGUUUAGAGCGUUAGGUUUUAUAGAUGCAGGAGUUUGAGGAAAACGGCCAAGAGAGAGAGAAAGAGGAAACCAAAACAUAGUUUGUACAUAUUAUACAAUGUAACAAUUUCAUAUAUAUAUUAUACAUAUGUAAUAAUUUGUUAUUAUUGUUAAAUUUUUGAAAGGGAGACGCGCAAUCAACAAGAUUUAUAUUUCUACUGUGCGCGCCUCUCGAUAUUUGUUGUAUAAGUCAAAAAAUAUCGAGUCUCUAUCAAUAA
Messenger RNA from Pseudomyrmex gracilis, 9681 nucleotides. Its product is annotated as unconventional myosin-IXb-like. Gene Ontology annotation, molecular function: GTPase activator activity; microfilament motor activity; protein binding. Gene Ontology annotation, biological process: intracellular signal transduction. Gene Ontology annotation, cellular component: myosin complex. The coding region runs from base 1602 to 8447 and encodes 2281 amino acids. Lineage: Eukaryota; Metazoa; Arthropoda; Insecta; Hymenoptera; Formicidae. The record is from RefSeq and is a predicted model, not a curated record. The transcript has 15 exons.